Molecule: messenger RNA, 1836 nt
Organism: Macrosteles quadrilineatus (aster leafhopper)
Lineage: Eukaryota; Metazoa; Arthropoda; Insecta; Hemiptera; Cicadellidae
Product: cytochrome P450 4c21-like
Exons: 13
Coding region: 120-1667 (515 amino acids)
Molecular function (GO): monooxygenase activity; iron ion binding; heme binding
Source: RefSeq, a predicted model, not a curated record
AAGGCCACCCCUCCCCACUGCUGAGGCAGGGUCCCAUAUCCAGAUUGCACAGAAGACUCCAGCCAAGCACACUGACAGCAAGUUCCACUCUAUUGAGUGACAGAAGAACAAACUAAAGAAUGUUGACUUUAACAUCCCUCCUCACGAUGUGUAUGGUGGGACUGUUGGUGACGUGGGGUUGGCUGCACUGGAAAUAUCACAAGCUUAUCAGGGCUGUCAGCAAACUGGAAGUACCUUUUUUCAGUUUCCCAUUUCUGGGACACAGUCCCUACACUCUACUAGGACAUGAAGGAAUAACAGGACGGAUUUUAAAAGGGGGAGUGGAAAUGCUGGAACGUGGAGGACCACUAUUGACAUGUUUAUGGAUUGGUCCUAUUCCACUUCCAAUAAUUGGUGGGGUAAAAAACAUACAGAAAAUUCUAAACAGUUCGUGUACUUCAGAAAAGGCAUAUGAAAUGGCCUACAUUGAUCCAUUUGUGUAUCAUGGAUUACUAACUGCUCCUGGUCAUAUUUGGAAAAUAAAACGGCGACAUAUUAAUCCUCUGUUUCAUCCACGCAAUCUUGAGCUGAUGUUGCCAACAUUCAACCGAAAUAGUGAAGAAUUUGUGACAAACUUGUCCAAACACGUUGGCAGUGGACCGUUUGAUGUGAUGCAUAAUGUGAUGGACACGGCUCUCAAAACUGUUUGCAAUCUAAUAUUUGGGCCAGAUAUAGAAUUCGACACAGAAUCUCAAAGCUUCAAAAAUCUUCGAUGUAUUGUGGAGAGGAUCCUAGAAAUAUUUAUCAAUCGAUUAACUCGAUUUUGGUUGAGAUUUGAUGUCAUAUUUGAAUUUCUUUAUUGGAAGGAAAUAAAUGAGAUGAACAAGCUUUGGCAGGAAUUUACUGAGCCUCUUUUAAGGAUAGCAAAGAGUAAAUGGGAAAAUAAAAAUCAAGUUAAGAAACAAAUUGAAAAUGAUUCUACGAACAAUUCAACUGACAAGAGUCCAGAACUGUUAAACCUACUUGAUGUCCAUGGCAUUAUGGAGCAAAAAUUCCCUGAAUUUACAGAAACUGAUCUAAAAUAUGAAAUGAUAACACUUUAUGUUACGGGAACUGACUCAAUAGGAGGAGCAAUGUCUACAUGUUUACUCUUGCUGGCCCAAUACAAGGAUAUUCAGGAUCGUCUCUAUCAAGAAAUAGCAGCACCAGACAAUAUAGAAAAGGAUGUUACGAUGGAAGAUAUCAAAAAGUAUACAUACUUGGACCAAGUGUACAAAGAGACCUUGAGAUGGGCCAACAUUGUCCCAGUAGUGGCAAGGAGGACAACGGAAGAUCUUGUGCUAGAUGGUGUGACAAUACCAGCUGGUUACACGUUGACAGCUGCUAUGAUAGGCAACCACUUAGACCCAAAGAUCUUCCCAAAUCCACUAACUUUUGAUCCAGAGCGAUUCUCUUCUGAAAAUAAUGCAGAACGAGAACCAUACUCUUUCUUGCCUUUCAGUGGGGGUUCGCGAAACUGCAUUGGUCAACAUUAUACUAACAUGUUGAUGAAGGUCAUGUUAGUUCAUAUUUUGAGAAGGUACAAAAUAUCUACUGUCAAAGACGUUCACAAGUUGAGGAGGAAAAUGGUGAUAACUCUGAUCAGUGUGGAAGGAUACGAAAUAAUUUUGGAAAACAGAGAGCAUUAAGAAUACAUUUUAAAUUGACUUUUGUGCCUUAAUGGAGUACUUUUCCAUCUUAAAGUAAAACCAUGUACUUUAGGUUUUAAAUGGUGAAUGAGGCAAUGAAGCUUUGAGUUGUGAAGCUUCAUCUUUAUUUAUGGGUUUACAUUUUAGAUUAAAUUUGUACUGCAUAGAA